AUGGCGAAAAUAAAUACGAUAGCCUUCGAGGAGGCUUUGUACAUGACAGGUCUCGGCAAGUUUAAUCUGCUGAUGUUCUUACUGAGCAUAUUGGUGGUGACGGGGAUGACUUUCGAGGUGUUUUCAGUGUCAUUUCUGGUGCCGGCUAGUGCCUGCGAGCUUAACACCACCGUGUUUCAGCAAGGCUUGAUAGCUGGGAUGCCUUUGAUUGGUAUAAUUGCAACUUCUCACAUAUGGGGCUAUUUAGCUGAUACAAAAGGUCGGCGGAAGACUCUACUCUGGUCUAUGGUAUUUGGAUUCUGCGCAGGAUUUCUUGCUACUUUCUCAAUGAAUUGGAUCGUUCUGGCUGUUCUUAAAUUUAUUUCAUCGGCGGGACUAGCUGGUUGUUACCCUUUAGUAAUAACGUUGCUGGGAGAAACAACACCACAGAACAAGAGGUCGAUCAUUAUAGCGUUCCUUAACACGCAGUUAUUUUUGGGAUCAGGAAUUAUGGCUCUUUUGUCGAUACCAGUUUUGCGGUUGAAUUUCUCUUACUAUGUCCCCUUUUUGGCAAUAUCCAUGGAGUCUUGGAGGCUUUUGAACUUUAUCUUCUGUUUACCGUGUGUUGUCAGUGCAAUAAGCAUCUUUUUCAUUUAUGAAAGCCCUAGAUACCUGCUUAAGGAGGGAAAAGACGAUGAGGCUCUUAACGUACUGAGAGCUAUAUUUGUGAUCAACACUGGAAAGAGCCAGGACGAGUAUGAAGUCCAAUCCGUGAUAUUGAAUGAAGAUAGGGUCCAGUCAAAAUGUGACAGUUUGUGGGCUUCUUUCGCUUCCCAAACGAUUCCAAUGUUUAAACCGCCUCUACUGAGAAGUACAUUGCUUCUUUCAACGUUAUUUGUUAUAGCUUAUGUUGGAAUGCAGCCAUUCGUUAUAUGGAUGCCAUUCAUCGCGGAUGCAUUUAUGCGAUCUCUAGAGUCGGGUGAGAAAAGUCUCACCUUCUGUGAAAUGUUAAGAUUUUCACAGAAUCAAACCGUGACUGAGAGCAAAGAUUGCAGUUUGAAUGUCGUCGCUAUGACAUCAGUGUUUGGUGUAAGUUUGUUCUUGGCGAUCGCAAAUUCCAUCUUUAGUACUAGUGUUAAUCUUUUCGGAAAGAAGCGGCUUUUGAUUGGAUUUAUGAUGAUGUCCGGAACGUGCGCUAUUUGUAUUAACUUCCUGCAUAAUUAUAUCUUGAGUGGUAUUCUCUUCACAUUGUACAUAGUUAGCGCGAUCAACUUCAGUUUCCUAUCAAUAUACACCGUAGACAUCUACCCCACAUAUGUCAAAGCGAUGGCUGUUUGCCUGACCUUGAUGGUGGGACGUGGAAGUUCAGCUAUUGGGAUUAAUGUCUUAAAGUCGCUUCUGACUUACGACUGUGAAUUAGCAUUCUACCUCUUUGGAGGUUUAACAUUAUGUGGUGGCCUCAUAUCGUUCCUUCUACCAACAGACAACAAAAAGCCAUAA
Molecule: messenger RNA, 1479 nt
Organism: Pieris macdunnoughi
Lineage: Eukaryota; Metazoa; Arthropoda; Insecta; Lepidoptera; Pieridae
Source: the annotation of a GenBank genome assembly